Messenger RNA from Colossoma macropomum (tambaqui), 9017 nucleotides. RefSeq names its product acetyl-CoA carboxylase alpha (gene acaca). Gene Ontology annotation, biological process: fatty acid biosynthetic process. The record is from RefSeq and is a predicted model, not a curated record. Lineage: Eukaryota; Metazoa; Chordata; Actinopteri; Characiformes; Serrasalmidae. Bases 228 to 7289 code for a protein of 2353 amino acids. The transcript is spliced from 54 exons. Gene Ontology annotation, molecular function: ATP binding; metal ion binding; acetyl-CoA carboxylase activity.
GAAGUAACCCCGCUUCUGUCUCGGCAUCACGCCACCGUGAUGUUGCUGUCAAAGGGGGCUGCGGAGUGAACGUCUCGGCCGACUGUGACAGACUAGUCGCCGUCGGAGGAUUAGAUAUGCUAUUAGCGCUUUAACCACAUAGAAGAGAACCCCGUCGGGAUCAGCACAUCAGAAUUGCUUGCCGACUCUUUUUGCACGUAUUUGGAGCCUGCCAGUGUCGUCCGGCCAUGGCAGAGCAGGACCCAGCUGUAGAUAAGCCUCCGGCCUCUUUGGCCUCUCACUUCACCAUCGGCUCCGUGUCGGAGGAUAACUCUGAGGAUGAGGCUCUGGGCAAGUCAGGGCUGCCCACGGAGGAGAAAGAGCGUUCCCUCUCUCCGUCCUCUAUGAGCUCAGACAGCACUUACGAGAUGGGAUUUGAAAGCCUUGAUGGACCGUUGCACAACAUGAGGCCUAGUAUGUCAGGGCUGCACCUGGUGAAGCAGGGCAGAGAGCGCAGACGUAUAGACUUACAAAGGGACUUCACCGUGGCCUCCCCUGCUGAGUUUGUCACACGCUUUGGAGGAACUAAAGUCAUCGAGAAGGUGCUCAUUGCCAACAAUGGCAUUGCUGCCGUCAAGUGUAUGCGCUCUAUCAGGCGCUGGGCUUAUGAGAUGUUCCGAAAUGAGCGGGCCAUCCGCUUCGUCGUCAUGGUCACCCCCGAGGACCUAAAGGCCAAUGCAGAAUACAUUAAAAUGGCUGAUCAUUAUGUACCCGUUCCUGGAGGAACCAACAAUAACAACUACGCCAAUGUGGAGCUUAUUUUAGACAUUGCCAAGAGAAUUCCAGUUCAGGCCGUGUGGGCUGGUUGGGGUCAUGCAUCGGAGAACCCAAAACUUCCUGAGCUGCUUCACAAGAACGGCAUCGCCUUCAUGGGUCCUCCCAGCCAAGCAAUGUGGGCUCUAGGAGACAAGAUUGCAUCUUCCAUUGUGGCGCAAACUGCUGGCAUCCCAACUUUACCAUGGAGCGGAACAGGGCUAACUGUGGAGUGGUCGGAAAAUGACCAGAAGAAGCAUAUCAUCAAUGUUCCACAUGAGCUCUAUGAGCAGGGCUGCAUCCAGGAUGUGGAGGCUGGUCUCAAGGCUGCAGAAAAGGUGGGCUACCCCGUGAUGAUCAAAGCCUCAGAAGGCGGAGGAGGAAAGGGCAUCCGCAAGGUCAACAGUGCUGAUGACUUCCCCAACCUCUUUAGACAGGUGCAAACGGAAGUUCCCGGCUCCCCCAUCUUCGUCAUGCGUCUAGCUAAGCAUGCGCGCCAUCUGGAAGUGCAGAUCCUGGCUGAUCAGUACGGCAACGCCAUCUCCCUGUUUGGCAGGGACUGCUCCGUACAGCGCCGACACCAGAAGAUCAUAGAGGAGGCACCUGCCACCAUCGCCACCUCUGAUGUGUUUGAGAAUAUGGAGAGGUGUGCAGUGAAGCUGGCUAAGAUGGUGGGCUAUGUGAGUGCAGGCACAGUGGAGUAUCUGUACAGUCAGGACGGCAGUUUCUACUUCCUGGAGCUGAACCCACGUCUGCAGGUGGAACAUCCCUGCACCGAGAUGGUGGCUGACGUCAACCUUCCUGCUGCCCAGCUGCAGAUUGCCAUGGGCAUCCCUCUGCACCGCAUCAAGGACAUCCGCAUGCUGUACGGUGUGCAGCCAUGGGGAGACUCCCCCAUUGACUUUGAAGCACUCUCUACCACCCCCUCCCCACGAGGACAUGUCAUUGCAGCACGCAUCACCAGUGAAAACCCAGAUGAGGGAUUCAAGCCCAGUUCAGGGACGGUGCAGGAGCUGAACUUCCGCAGCAACAAAAACGUGUGGGGCUACUUUAGCGUGGCAGCCGCUGGCGGACUGCACGAGUUUGCCGACUCUCAGUUCGGACACUGCUUCUCGUGGGGCGAGAAUCGUGAGGAGGCCAUCUCGAACAUGGUGGUAGCUUUGAAAGAGCUGUCUAUCAGAGGAGACUUCAGAACGACAGUGGAGUAUCUGAUCAAACUGCUGGAGACUGAGAGCUUUCAGCACAACAGCAUUGACACAGGCUGGCUGGACAGACUCAUCUCAGAGAAAAAUGCUGAGCGGCCGGACACUAUGCUGGGCAUAGUGAGUGGAGCACUGCAUGUGGCGGAUGUAAACUUCAGGAACAGCGUGUCUAAUUUCCUCCAUUCUCUGGAGAGGGGUCAAGUGUUACCUGCUAACACACUGUUGAACACAGUGGAUGUGGAGUUGAUCUAUGAGGGAACUAAAUACGUUCUGAAAGUGGCCCGUCAGUCUCCCACCUCUUACGUGGUCAUCAUGAACAACUCUUCAUCGGAGGUGGAUGUCCACCGACUGAGCGACGGCGGCCUGCUUCUGUCCUACGACGGUAGCAGCUACACCACAUACAUGAAGGAGGAAGUGGACAGGUACCGUAUCACUAUCGGUAAUAAGACCUGUGUGUUCGAGAAGGAGAACGACCCAUCCCUGCUGCGCUCGCCCUCUGCUGGCAAACUUAUCCAGUACACCGUGGAGGAUGGAGGCCAUGUGUUCGCAGGACAGUGUUAUGCUGAAAUUGAGGUGAUGAAGAUGGUGAUGACACUGACUGCAGUGGAGUCUGGCUGCAUCCACUAUGUAAAGAGAGCAGGAGCCGUGCUGGAGCCUGGCUGUGUUAUUGCUAAACUGCAGCUGGACGACCCCAGCAGAGUCCAACAGGCGGAGUUACACACAGGAGCUUUGCCCAGUGUCCAGGCUGUGGCUCUUAGAGGAGAGAAGCUACACAGAGUCUUUCACAACACUCUUCACCACCUGGUCCACAUCAUGAGUGGCUUCUGCCUGCCCGAACACUUCUUUAAUGCCAGGCUGAAGGAGUGGGUUGAGCGGCUGAUGAAGACUCUGCGGGACCCCUCUCUGCCCCUGCUGGAGCUGCAGGACAUCAUGACCAGUGUGUCCGGCCGAAUCCCCCCUGCAGUGGAGAAGGCCAUUAAGAAAGAGAUGGCUCAGUAUGCCAGCAACAUCACGUCUGUGCUUUGCCAAUUCCCCAGCCAACAGAUUGCCAACAUUCUGGACAGCCACGCUGCUACACUGAACAGGAAGUCAGAGCGUGAGGUUUUCUUUAUGAACACCCAGAGCAUCGUGCAGCUCGUCCAAAAGUAUCGCAGUGGUAUUCGGGGUCAUAUGAGGGCAGUGGUGAUGGACUUGCUGAGGCAGUACUUGAAGGUGGAGGUGCAGUUCCAGCAUGGACACUAUGACAAGUGUGUAUUUGCGUUACGUGAAGAGAACAAAGGGGACAUGGCCAACGUGCUCAACUACAUUUUCUCCCAUGCUCAGGUCACUAAGAAGAAUUCUCUGGUCACUAUGCUAAUUGAUCAGUUGUGUGGGCGAGACCCUACAUUGACAGAUGAGCUCAUGUCUAUCCUUACUGAGCUCACACAGCUCAGCAAGACCACCAAUGCCAAAGUGGCAUUGCGUGCCCGCCAGGUGCUGAUAGCGUCUCACCUGCCGUCAUACGAGCUGCGGCACAACCAGGUGGAGUCCAUCUUCCUUUCAGCCAUUGACAUGUACGGACACCAGUUCUGCAUCGAGAACCUGCAGAAACUGAUUCUGUCCGAGACAUCCAUCUUUGACGUGCUGCCCAAUUUCUUCUACCACAGCAACCAGGUGGUCCGAAUGGCUGCUCUAGAGGUGUACGUUCGGAGAGCCUACAUUGCGUAUGAGCUUAAUAGCGUCCAGCACCGGCAGCUGAAGGACAACACUUGCAUCGUGGAAUUCCAGUUCAUGCUGCCCACCUCGCAUCCCAACAGAGGGAACAUCCCCACUCUAAACAGAAUGUCCUUCUCGUCCAACCUGAACCACUAUGGGAUGGUUCAUGUGGCCAGUGUGAGUGAUGUUUUACUGGACGCUUCCUUCACCCCACCCUGCCAGCGCAUGGGAGCCAUGGUGUCUUUCCGCUCUUUCCAGGAGUUCACCAGGAACAUUAAAGAUGUCCUCAGUUGUUUUUCAGACUCUCCCCCCACCAGCCCCUCCUUCCCUGAAGGGGGAAACCCUGUGCUGUAUGGUGAAGAAGACAACAAGAGCACUCUGGAGGAGCCAAUCCACAUUCUGAAUGUGGCUAUUAAGACGGACAGUGACAUUGAUGAUGAUGGCCUGGCUGCCAUGUUCCGGGAUUUCACCCAGUCAAAGAAAUCACUGCUGUUUGAGCACGGCAUCCGAAGGCUUACAUUCCUUGUGGCUCAAAAGGAUUUCAGGAAACAAAUCAACUGUGAGGUGGACCAGAGAUUCCAUAGGGAGUUUCCCAAAUUUUUCACCUUCCGUGCAAGAGACAAGUUUGAGGAGGAUCGUAUCUACAGGCACUUGGAACCUGCCCUAGCCUUCCAGCUGGAGUUGAAUCGCAUGCGGAACUUUGCACUGACUGCCAUUCCAUGCGCCAACCACAAGAUGCAUCUGUACCUGGGAGCGGCUCGCGUGGAGGUGGGCACUGAGGUGACGGACUAUCGCUUCUUCGUACGCGCAAUCAUUCGCCACUCUGACCUCGUCACGAAGGAAGCCUCUUUUGAAUACCUGCACAAUGAGGCUGAGCGUCUGCUGUUGGAGGCCAUGGAUGAGCUGGAGGUGGCCUUUAAUAACACCACCGUACGCACAGACUGCAACCACAUCUUCCUCAACUUCGUCCCCACCGUCAUCAUGGACCCCUCUAAGAUUGAAGAGUCUGUUCGCUCGAUGGUGAUGCGGUACGGUAGCCGGCUGUGGAAGCUGCGAGUUCUCCAGGCUGAGCUGAAGAUAAACAUUCGUUUGACCCCUACAGGCAAGCAGAUUCCCAUCCGCCUCUUUUUGACCAACGAGAGUGGCUACUACCUGGACAUCAGCUUGUACAAGGAGGUCACCGACUCUCGCACGGGACAGGUGGGGCCCAAAGACCGACAGAUCAUGUUCCAGGCCUAUGGAGAUAAGCAGGGUCCUCUGCAUGGGAUGCUAAUAAACACUCCCUACGUCACCAAAGACCUGCUGCAGUCCAAACGCUUCCAGGCGCAGAGUCUGGGCACCACCUACGUCUACGACCUCCCUGAAAUGUUCAGACAGGCCCUGAAGAAGCUUUGGCAGUCUGUGGACACAUAUGCCCACCUUCCAAAGUGCCCACUGCCCUCUGAGCUGCUGACAUUUACUGAGCUGGUGCUGGACCCACAGGGACAGCUGGUGCAGAUGAACCGCCUACCCGGGGGCAAUGAGAUUGGAAUGGUGGCAUGGCGGAUGACCCUGCGGACUCCAGAGUACCCUGCAGGCCGUGAGAUCAUCGUGAUCAGUAACGACAUCACGCACAAGAUCGGCUCGUUUGGGCCGCAGGAGGAUGUGCUGUUCCAGCAAGCCUCAGAGAUGGCACGUGAAAGUGGCAUCCCACGCAUCUACAUCGCCGCCAACAGCGGCGCACGCAUCGGACUAGCCGAGGAGAUCAGACACAUGUUCCACGUGGCCUGGCAGGACCCGGCUGACCCUUACAAGGGAUUUAAGUACCUCUACCUCACACCUCAGGACUACAAGAAAGUGUCAGCACUAAACUCUGUGCACUGUGAGCAUGUGGAGGAUGAAGGAGAAUCUAGGUAUAAGAUCACAGAUAUCAUUGGAAAAGAGGAGGGUUUGGGAGUAGAGAACCUAAGAGGCUCAGGAAUGAUUGCUGGAGAAUCUUCACUGGCCUAUGAAGAGAUCAUCACAAUGAACCUGGUGACGUGCAGGGCUAUAGGAAUAGGAGCUUACCUGGUACGUCUUGGCCAGAGGACCAUCCAGGUGGAGAACUCCCACAUCAUCCUUACUGGGGCUGGAGCUCUUAACAAGGUGUUGGGCCGUGAGGUGUACACCUCUAAUAACCAGCUAGGAGGAGUGCAGAUCAUGCAUAACAACGGAGUCACACACACAACAGUCUGUGAUGACUUUGAAGGCGUUUACACUCUGCUGCAGUGGCUCUCCUACAUGCCCAAGAACACGUCAAGCCCCGUGCCGUUGCUGGCGGCCAAGGACCCCAUCGACCGGCCAGUGGAGUUCGUGCCCACCAAAACACCCUAUGAUCCCCGCUGGAUGCUGGCAGGACGGCCCAGCCAGAAUCCUAAAGGAGCCUGGGUGAGUGGUUUCUUUGAUCACGGAUCCUUCAUGGAGAUCAUGCAGCCAUGGGCUCAGAGUGUGGUGGUGGGCAGGGCCAGGUUGGGCGGGAUCCCAACUGGAGUGGUUGCCGUGGAGACCAGAUCUGUUGAGCUGUCCAUCCCCGCAGACCCAGCAAAUCUGGACUCAGAGGCCAAAAUCAUCCAGCAGGCCGGCCAGGUGUGGUUCCCCGACUCUGCUUUUAAAACAGCUCAAGCCAUUAAAGAUCUGAACCGGGAGGGUCUUCCACUCAUGGUGUUUGCCAACUGGAGAGGCUUUUCUGGAGGCAUGAAGGACAUGUAUGACCAGGUGCUGAAGUUUGGGGCAUAUAUUGUGGAUGGGCUGAGGGAGUAUAGGCAGCCUGUGCUGGUCUACAUCCCGCCACAGGCAGAACUGCGUGGAGGAUCAUGGGUAGUGAUCGACCCCACCAUCAACCCACGCCACAUGGAGAUGUACGCUGACAAAGACAGCCGUGGUGGAGUGUUGGAGCCAGAGGGCACAGUGGAGAUUAAGUUCCGCAAGAAGGAUCUGGUGAAAACCAUGAGACGUGUGGACCCUGUUUACAUGGGCCUGGCUGAGAGACUGGGCACCCCAGAGCUGAGUGCGUCAGAUCGGAAGGAGCUGGAGACCAAACUAAAGGAGAGAGAGGAGUUUCUUCUUCCCAUCUACCAUCAGGUGGCAGUGCAGUUUGCUGACCUUCAUGACACACCAGGACGCAUGCAGGAGAAAGGAGUCAUUACUGACGUCCUGGAGUGGCGAACGUCGCGGCAGUUCUUCUACUGGCGCUUACGCCGCCUCCUGCUGGAGGACACAGUGCAGAGGAAGAUCCAGAGGGCCAACAGUGAGCUGACCGACGGCCAGGUGCAGGCCAUGCUCCGCCGCUGGUUUGUGGAAGCCGAGGGUGCCGUUAAGGCCUAUUUAUGGGACAGCAAUGAGGAUGUGGUGGAGUGGCUGGAGAAGCAGCUGACAGAGGAGGAAGGUGCCAGAUCAGUCAUUGAUGAGAACAUUAAAUACAUCCGCAGGGACCACAUUCUCAAGCAGAUCCGCAGCCUGGUUCAAGCCAAUCCCGAGGUUGCUAUGGAUUCCAUCGUCUACAUGACCCAGCACAUCUCCCCAACUCAGCGGGCCGAAGUGGUGCGCAUCCUCUCCACCAUGGAUGCCCCUGCGUCCUCUUGAACACACUACACACACGCCGGGGCUUUUUUUUUUUAUGGAGCUGCUGGAAACUGGACAAGAGGAGCCAACAUGGACUACUGGAACUUUAGAUGCGACUCUGUUGGCUAUGAUUCUGAACAAAACAGCUGUGUAAAAUCAUGUAAAGGCGUUUUUGUGGCACUCGUCUCAGUGCUAAUACAUCAAUAUGAUGUACAUUUUGAGGGACAAAGUCUUAAGUAUGUUCGAAUUUGUGUGAUUAAGCUUUGCAUUUAUUAAAAUAAGUGCAAUUUAAAUAGACAAAACAAAAAGAAAUUCUAUGUGAAAGUCAAUCAUUGGUGAUAUAAAGUAUUUAGUUUCAUAGAGUUUCAUAUUCACAUUGUAGAAACGCACAUACUGAAGAGAGAGGAUUCCUGUCAAGAGUAGCUUUUCAUAUCUUUUCCUUAAAAAUAGCAAUUUGACAUUGCUGUUAUCUUAGCUAACGCACUUAACAGCUUACACAAUGGCCAAAACAUGGCCAGUUGAGGGCCACUGCUCUUAUACUCUGAUCUAAGUACAGCAGUGUGCUUUCUGUCUGAUAGUCUCACGGGGCCAGAUGUGAUCUUGUAAUGAGAGCCUCUGAGGAUGACCAUGAGAAGUUCUGGGCUAAAGGCGUGUGGGAAAGAGCCCAGACUAGAGGAGUUUUGGGGGUGUGUUUACCCUUUUUAGAGGCUGAUUUUGCUGCGAUCCGGCACCAGAAGUUUAAGUUGUCCCCAGAUGUUACAAAAUCACAUCUGGCCCUGUAAUGAUGAAUGAAUGAGGUCAGAAAAAACAAUCUCAGAUCAGAGCAAAAGAGCAAGUUCCUUUAACUGGGGCCAAACUGGGUGCACAUGUAGCAACCCUUAACUUCCACACACACUACUUUUCAAGCUUAUUACAAUCGUAACCCAACACACCCGUGAGUGCACCUUACCCCACCUCCCCAACCCCAAAUCUAGUUACACACUGGUCACACAGUGUUUUUUAGUGUUAUUCAGCAGAAGCAACUUGUAUUGCUUGUUUGCUUAUUUGUUGUUUUGGCCUCCUUGGUAACCACCAAAAUCGUGUUUUUUUUUUUGUUUUUUUUUAUGUGUAAUACUACACGCACAAUAAGGUGUUUUUUUUUAAAUAUAGCUAAUUUAUUAAUGAAAAGUUAUGGUUUAAAAAUAAUAAAAACAGAUAAACCAUAUGGGAUGCUGUAGUUAGAUGCUAAACUAAAACUGGGUAAGUGUGCUUUGACCUUCGCACUAGAAACAUAGGACCAAAGCGAAGGUCAUUAUUGUCUAAAACAAAAUAUAAAAGUGACUUUUUUGUGAGUUACAUGCUGUACACUUUGUGAUAAAACAUUCUUCUGUUAGAGAGAAGUGAUGGGGGGAAAUGGAGUAAUCAGUGAUAUGAGGUGAGUGAUGUAGGUCAUGUGUGCUGAUGGAGGGAAUGAGUGCUGGGGUCAGUCCACUGUUGUGUACGGCAUUGUGAAGGUGGCAGAUGCUGCUGGAGCGUCUUUAAGUUCAGCACUCGUGUAGUAACUACUUAAUGGUGUGAAAGGUCAGAGGAGACGCGUUUGUCUGAAGUUUGCUUUGACCUGGAUUGAUGGUGAAACUGCUGAGCCUGUCUUACCUGUCUGAGACCCUCGACUAACGUGUUACUGAAGAGAGCAGGGGCUGGUGUAUGUUUACUGUGGCUAACUGGAGUUGCCUCUCAAUAUAACUGAAUAAAACCAGUUUAUUAAACCUC